UGCAACUUCAUUCUGCUGAAAGGCUCUUGCGAAGCCACCGCUAUCUCGAAUCGAUGCACUUCGACAUGGAUUCGCGUCUUGGAUUUUCCAGACACGCGUACGCGUACAGAAUGCUUUAGAUCUAACGAGAAUCGCCUUCGAUAUAUCUUGGAUCAUACAAUUGCAUUUGUAAGGAAAAAAUCACAUUUGAGUCUAAGAAAUCUAUGGCCAAUAUUUAUAAUCGGUUCUUAUAUUUAUAAGAUUGUGUAAAGUACAGUCUUAAUUAAGAUGUUAUGAACUAAUUAGAAAGCCGCAUUAGCAUUUUAAAACAUACUUAAGACGAUUUUAAAAUAAGAACCGACUAUGAAUGCAUGGUUUAUAAAGAAACAGGUGAUUUUGUUACGAUCCGCAACACCAUGAGUGCAAUCGGUACAAUAAAAUUGCUGUCAGGAAUUGGAAGCGUGGCUCGGAUUCGCUUCAUUUAUUUUCACGAGAAUUGACACGAGAUCCUUUCACACGUGUUCGCUAGAGAACGAAACCCGGAAAUAACUGCAAGGCAUUUUUCUUUUGUUUGAGAGGAAAUCGGUUGAGAGGAAAUCUUGAUUGCUGUACAAUCGAUUGCUGCGAAUCCACCCUUCACGGCUGCUGAAUAAAAUUCGAGGAUUGAGAGAAUUUAUUUAUUUUCAUCUCGUGCCUCCGAGGGGCGCGUUUGGAUUGCGCAUUGCUCCGUGGGACUGUAUCAACCCCUAUAUAAGGCUGAAUCCUUCCUCGCGAAAGUUUAGAUGUGGCUCAACGGGCGAUCUGACGUGUGAUCUCUUUUCCGUUUUCUUUUUUUAUUUUCAACUUGACACAACUUGCACCACCACUCACGUGUGCAGAUUAUCUCUUCCUCUCUCCCCCCAAUUCAAGAGAAUUUUUCAUCGUUAUGUUCACGAAGCUUAGGUUAUUCGUGCUGUCGGUUGUUGUUGCUUCGCAAGUGUCGUGGCUCGUGAGUGUACCGCGCGUGGAUUACGGAAAUCCUCUGCGGGUGUAUAACGUGGGCGUACUUAUGGCAUCCCAUCUUGACAGCCCGUUUGAUCUUGAGCGAUGUGGUCCAGCUGUCGAUCUGGCUUUGGAAGAAGUGAACGAAUUCCUGAAAGUUCACAACGUGCAGCUGCGCAAAGUCCAAGGAAGCUAUCCGACCUGCAGCGGAGCGAGGGCACCCGGUUUAGCAGCGGACAUGCAUUUUCGUGACAACGUCAUCGCAUUCGUUGGACCGGCUUGCGCCUUCGCCCUGGAACCUGUGGCACGUCUCGCAGCCUACUGGAACAGUCCAAUUAUCACCGGCAUGGGUGAUCAACCUCCCUCGGAAGGCGAACUGUCGGUCACGUCCGGUAUCCUUGGAAGGAUCCAUAAAUGGAAGAAUGAAACGUCGGGAAUUUUUAAAGACAAAAGCAAGUAUCCCACUUUAACGAGGAUGUCGUACUGCCAGUGCCGAUUGCGGCUCCUCGCGCUUAUACUGGACAGGUCGGACUUGUUUUCGCUGACGGUAGGGAAGAAUCUGGAGUACGGUCUGCAUAAGGAUGGACUUUUAAAAUUCGUAAGGGAGUUAGACGGAAACUCCGAGGACGAGUCAUAUCACCUUUACCUGCGCGACGCGAGCAUGUACGCUAGAAUUGUGAUACUCAGCGUUCGCGGAACGCUCGUCAGAAGAUUUAUGCUGGCUGCCCACGAAUUAGGAAUGACAAGAGGGGAUUGGGCUUUUUUCGAUGUCGAGAUAUUUCACGGUUCGUACUGGGGCGAUCAUGACUGGGAGGUUGGGGAUGAGGACGAUGCCACUGCCAGGAAGGCUUACGAGGCUUUACUGAGGGUGUCUCUUCUUCAACCGACUAGCCCACGAUUUCAAGAUUUCGCCGAUAACGUCAAGCAUCGUGCGCAAACCAAUUACAAUUAUUCAUUUUUAGAGGACGAAGAAGUGAAUUUCUUCGUCGGAGCAUUUUACGAUGGUGUUUACUUGUUAGGAAUCGCGUUGAACGAGACCUUGGCCGAAGAUGGAGAUAUAAGGGACGGCAUAUCUAUAACGAGAAAAAUGUGGGACCGAAACUUUAUGGGCAUUACAGGUCACGUCAGGAUAGAUGACAAUGGGGAUCGUGACGCGGAUUACAGCAUUCUUGAUUUAGAUCCCAUUACCGGAAGAUUCGAAGUAGUUGCUCAUUAUUUAGGAUUAAAUCGAGAAUAUAGCCCUAUGACUGGCAAGAAGAUCCAUUGGCCAGGUGGAAGGGAAGGACCCCCGCUAGAUAUUCCGGAGUGUGGUUUUUUAGGAAAUGAUCCGGAUUGCACGUCAAGAAGAGAAGCUUAUACGUUUGUAGCUUACACAGGCAUAGCGCUCGCUGUGUUUCUACUAAUUGCGAUUACAGCCGCGUGUCUAUUAUACAGACAUUUGCGGUUAUCUGCCGAUCUCAAUAAUAUGUCCUGGCGUGUGAGACCUGAGGAAUUGCUUCUAGAAGUUGGGAAGCAAUUCUCAUCGAAGAUAAAUCUACACCAAGCGAUAUCCGACGCAAACAAUUACGGAUUGGAACAGAGGAUACGUCGCGGUUCGCAGAUUAGUUGCGAAUCAUUGCCGCCAACGACGGUUUUUACCACUAUUGGGAUAUACAAGGGUGAGAGAGUAGCUAUCAAGAAGGUCACGAAGAAGAAAGUAGUCGAUGUGACAAAGAAAUUGCUUUGGGAAAUCAAACAGGUCAGGGACGUCACGUCAGAAAACACCGUGAGAUUUAUCGGGGCUUGCCUCUGUUCGCCAUCACCGACUGUCUUAAUUCUUACCGAAUAUUGUCCUCGAGGAUCGUUGAAGGAUGUUCUGGAAAAUGAAGCAAUUAAGUUGGAUUGGAAUUUUCGAAUGUCCCUGAUCCACGAUAUCGUCAAGGGAAUGUCUUAUCUUCAUGCCAGCGAGGUUUCCGCCCAUGGAAAAUUACGAUCAUGUAAUUGCCUAAUCGACGGUCGUUUCGUAUUAAAAAUUUCGGAUUUCGGUCUCAAAACUCUCACCACACCUUCCGAAUUGAUUAUGGACGAGAGUUAUUACAUCAAAUUACUUUGGAUCGCUCCGGAACUCCUGCCAUUAACGAUAACACCCGGAAGCGCCGCGACGCAGAAGGGCGACGUUUACAGUUUCGCAAUUAUCCUGGAGGAGAUAGUGGUCCGCGGUGGUCCGUACGAGAUAACUAGGACUUUUAUGACGGCGCAAGAGAUCGUGAACAGAGUAUCAGCGUCGGAGAAUCCUCCUUUAAGGCCGGAAGUCACGCCGAAGGACUGUCCGCCGGAUAUACUCUCAUUGAUGGAGAAGUGUUGGCACGAAGUUCCUGACGAACGACCCAGCUUUCACACCAUUCGCGGCAUAAUACGAGGAAUCAUGAAAGGAUAUUGCGAGAAUUUAAUGGACGAUCUACUACGGCGAAUGGAGCAAUACGCCAACAACUUGGAGGCGCUCGUCGAGGAGAAGACCGAACAAUUGAGUUUGGAGAAGCGUCGCAGCGAGGAAUUGCUAUACCAGGUGCUUCCGAGACAAGUCGCCGGUCAGUUAAUGGCUGGGGAGAUGGUGCAACCAGAGCAGUUUGAAUGCGUCACUAUCUAUUUCAGCGAUAUCGUUGGUUUCACGGCGCUAUGCGCGCAGAGUACACCUAUGGAGGUCGUGGAUUUCCUGAAUGAUUUGUACAGUACCUUCGACAGUAUUAUUGGAUUCUACGACGUUUAUAAGGUGGAAACAAUAGGAGACGCAUAUAUGGUAGCGUCUGGUCUUCCAGAGAGAAAUGGUGACGAACAUGCGAGGGAGAUUGGACUGAUGGCUUUGGCGAUUUUAGACGCCGUCAGAUCGUUCACCAUAAUACACAAGCAAAAUACUCAAUUGAGCGUACGGAUCGGCGUACACAGUGGUCCAGUUUGCGCUGGAGUGGUGGGUCAGAAGAUGCCGCAUUAUUGCCUCUUCGGCGACACCGUGAACACGGCGUCUCGAAUGGAAUCCUCCGGUCUUCCUUUGAGAAUACACGUCUCCAAAACGACGAAGAAUAUCUUGGACAAGUUCGGGACAUUCGAUCUUGAGCUUAGAGGAGAGGUGGAGUUGAAGGGAAAGGGUAGAGUGACAUCUUACUGGUUGACCGGUUGUUCGGAACCUGAUUCUAGAUUGGUCGUGCCGAAAUAUCGCAGGCUUAGUAGCAGCCAACUUGAGAACAAUCUCAAUCCAUUAAUCUUUCCACCGAAUAAUACAAAUGGCUCAAAAACAAGCAACAACACCUUCAUCAACUUGGCGGAAUUAUCAUAAUUAAUAUUUAGCUCUUUUUUAGGAUAAAAAGAUAAAAAGAUUGCAAUUGAAAAUUAUAGAGAAAAAAAUAUCCAAUGUGGUACACGCGUCACAAAUUAGAAAAGUAAGAAUGAUCAUAGAGACACUACUUUUUGUUCGAUACUGUUUUUCGAUGUAUAAAAACGAUAUAACACUACAUUAAUGUGAAUUGGAUGUAAUAAAGUAGUUUUAGUCAUAUUACAAUUAUAACUUUUAUUCGGAAUUUUACAUCAAUAGCAUUUUAUUUAUUUAAAUAAAAGAAAUACGAUAGGCUCUUCAUGGACAGGGGUAUGUAUAGUAAAUUAAUUAGCUAAGAUACUGAUCAUUUAGCUUUUAACCUUGGGGUAUAA
Molecule: messenger RNA, 4638 nt
Organism: Acromyrmex echinatior (Panamanian leafcutter ant)
Lineage: Eukaryota; Metazoa; Arthropoda; Insecta; Hymenoptera; Formicidae
Product: atrial natriuretic peptide receptor 1
Biological process (GO): receptor guanylyl cyclase signaling pathway; cGMP biosynthetic process; intracellular signal transduction
Cellular component (GO): plasma membrane
Molecular function (GO): protein kinase activity; peptide receptor activity; guanylate cyclase activity
Source: RefSeq, a predicted model, not a curated record